AAUAGUAAAAGUAAACAUUUCCACCAAUUCCAAUCACUCUCUACUGUUUACUGACCAGGCUCUGAUUCCCCUAUUUGGAAGAACAUAGAGAUGAUGCAGAGAUGGUGCUGGAGGCUCCGCUCUUUGGCAGCCCUUGCUUCCUCUACCCACCUUCGCCCUCCCGCCGCUGCUCGUCUUCUCCACACUUCCCCCAGUUUAUUCCACAAACCCCCAAUCGCCACUCGUUCCCUAAUUGCACCCUAUUUUUCCUCCCACAUCAGCGCCUCCACCUUUCCCUCUCCUAUCACACACUCGCCUCUCUCUUUGAUCCAAGUACGGCAUAUCACUGCCAAGCAGAGGAAGAGGAAGUUGAAGAGUAGGAAGCCAAUGACUCCAGUAGUUUCCAAAGUCAAAAAAGUCAAAAUCAAAGGCUACUCGUCUUACAAAGGAAGAUUUAGGCUUAUGAAUGAUGGGCAGAUCAGGCGAUGGAAGGAGGGGAAGCGGCAUAAUGCAUUCUCAAAGUCUAAGAAGUCAAAACGACGAUUGAGACAACCUGGUGUUGUUCCUGCGGCUUAUGCAAAAGUAAUGAAGAAGCUAAAUUUCUGCGCUUGAAGCAAAAUUCGCUCUGCAGCAGCCUCAUUGUUGCUAGGAGACUGCCCUUGUCAUCAAAACAUACUUCAUCUCAUGAUUUGUAGAUGCUUGUAAGUCAGCUUGUCAUGACUCCUCUAACAGAUUGAUAGAUUAGUCCAGAUUUGCAGUUUUGCACUACUGGAUAGAGGGAUUUGCGUUUACUUAUAUUAUGGAGCGCAUACUGUGUUUGUUUGAAUUGGUUGUCUUGAUGGUUCAAUCGUGCUUUCCUUAACAAGACAACUGCCCAAAAGGCUGAGAUGUAUAAUGUGGGGUUGCAGUAUAUUUUGUGCUUGCAAUAUUAGCUACUUGCAUGUGGAGCUUAUUUUGAUUGUAUACCUUUCGCUGCUAUUCUUAUACAGGAUCAAUAAAGUUAUUUGCUUUAUGAA
This is a messenger RNA of Salvia splendens (bonfire salvia), 995 nucleotides long. RefSeq lists its product as uncharacterized. Gene Ontology annotation, molecular function: structural constituent of ribosome. The transcript is spliced from 4 exons. Lineage: Eukaryota; Viridiplantae; Streptophyta; Magnoliopsida; Lamiales; Lamiaceae. Gene Ontology annotation, cellular component: ribosome. The record is from RefSeq and is a predicted model, not a curated record. The coding region runs from base 91 to 591 and encodes 166 amino acids. Gene Ontology annotation, biological process: translation.